Molecule: messenger RNA, 1655 nt
Organism: Theobroma umbraticum
Lineage: Eukaryota; Viridiplantae; Streptophyta; Magnoliopsida; Malvales; Malvaceae
Biological process (GO): RNA processing
Molecular function (GO): protein binding
Source: RefSeq, a predicted model, not a curated record
AAAAAGACAAGUUGAUCAAAUUAAGUUAUUUCUUACCUAGACUGUUGUUACAAGAGCUGCUAAGGGAAUCUUUCUUGCACCUCCAAUCCAAAGGAAUUAUUUGACACCUCAAACCAGCAACCACCACCACCACAGAAGCACCAUCAGGAGAAAAGAAGCAGGGAAAAAUAAAAACAAAAAUAUGCUGCUAAGAAGCUCUUCAACUCCACUUCUUGGAUCAAUCCUUUCUUCCAUCACAGAUAGCCCCAACAACAACAAUCACUACGAAACCAGCACCCCCAUCAGGCAUUAUCCAUCAACCUCCUUUCUCCACAACCACAACAGAAUCUCAUUUCAUCCCUCUCCUGGCUCUCUCCACCUCUCUACUAUAGUUUCUUGCGGCUCCUCUCCUAUAUCUCCCUCUGUUGUCGAUCAAUCCUCUGAUUUUGAUCGUCAAGGCUUUCGCCGGGCUCAGUCUGAAGGCAACUUGGAAAGACUUGUCCAUGCUGCUUGCGAUACCAAUGAGGAAUUCUACAAUCACAACCAACCCAAGAACCUUUCUGCAAGGCACCAGCGCUUGAUGUUGCAAACCAUCCCUUCCUUUUCCUUAUAUAAUUCCAAGGCCAGAUGUGAGGAAGAGGAAGAUGAGAGUGAUUUAGAAGAAGAGGAAGCGGAGUUGAAGGAAAAUGAAGAACUACUAGACAGUGGUGAAGAGAGGGUAACGGCGAUGAAUGGUAGCCUUGAAUUCAACGCAUCCCGCAUGGAGAAUUUAUUGUUGAAUGAGGAGGUUAAGGGUAAAAGUUGGAAUGUUGGUUUUGAAGAUGAAGGGGGGUUGGCCGGGGAAAAAAUGUUUCUUGCCAGGGGGCUUGGCACUGAUGGUGGUAGCGCGGGUAGUGUGAGUGGCGGCAGCGGUGGGGGUGGGGGUGGUGAAUUUAAUCCAACCGGCUCUGGCGGAGAUGGUGGUGACAACCAUGAAGUUGAGGAGCAUUACAGGAGGAUGGUGGAGGAAAAUCCUGGCAACCCCUUAUUUUUGGGUAACUAUGCUCAGUUUUUGUAUCAGUCAAAGAAAGACCUUGCGGCAGCAGAAGAGUAUUACGCUCGAGCCAUCCUAGCAGAUCCAAAAGACGGUGAAACACUGUCGCAAUAUGCCAAGCUAGUAUGGGAGCUACAUCAUGACCAAGGAAAAGCUUCAAGCUACUUCGAGCGAGCAGUUCAAGCUUCUCCUCAAGACAGCCACGUUCUUGCAGCAUACGCUAGUUUUCUGUGGGAAACAGAGGAAGAUGACGCAGAUGGAUGUGCCGCCCCUAGCGGCAUUGAUUCCAUGCCCCCCACAAAUUCAUCAUGGAGCCCUGACAAGCGCCUAAGCAGCUAGCUUGGACACAUAAUAAGGGAAGCAUUGAAGCAAAUUGUCCAUGUAUUAGAUAAAUCAAAGGGACACAUAAUAAGGGAAGCAUUGAAGCAAAUUGUACAUGUAGUAGAUAAAGCUUAAUAGUGCAAACCAAGCUUUUACACUUGGUAAGAAGGGUUGCUGUCAAUUUCUGAUAUAUAUUAAUUAAUUGCUAGGCACUCCUUCAUGAACUACUUGUAGGAGGGUUAAAUUCAUGCUGACAAGCUUGAUUUUAUAAAAACCCAAAUGUGAAUAGUAGUGCAACAGAAUACAAUUAUUGGGCUUCCAA